GCGGCGUCGCGCGGGCGGCGAUCCAACGGGGUUGCAACGCCCGCGCGUGCGACGGCCAGCGUGGGCCACAGGAGGACUUGACGGACCGUCGGGCACUGGCUAAAGUGACUGCCUGCAUUGCCCGCGAAGAGGUGCUCGGGGCGGUGCUGGGGCCGCCGUGCGAUGCCUGGGGCGCGCCGCCGACAGUGGAAG
Molecule: messenger RNA, 192 nt
Organism: Prorocentrum cordatum
Lineage: Eukaryota; Dinophyceae; Prorocentrales; Prorocentraceae
Source: the annotation of a GenBank genome assembly